Mus musculus (house mouse) is the source of this 3374-nucleotide messenger RNA. It is a transcript of the gene Slc38a7, whose product is annotated as solute carrier family 38, member 7. Gene Ontology annotation, molecular function: L-asparagine:sodium symporter activity; L-glutamine:sodium symporter activity. The record is from RefSeq and is marked validated. Bases 760 to 1725 code for a protein of 321 amino acids. Gene Ontology annotation, cellular component: lysosomal membrane; axon. The transcript has 12 exons. Gene Ontology annotation, biological process: L-glutamine transport; asparagine transport. NCBI's taxonomy places the organism in Eukaryota, Metazoa, Chordata, Mammalia, Rodentia, Muridae.
ACGUGUUACUUGAGUCGGCUCCGGAACAACGCCUACAAGAUUUUUAGAUAAAGCCUUGAGAAGAACUUGAGGCCAAAAGGGGAGGUGAGGGGGCUCUGACCCCAUACCUUUAGGCAGAGGAAACAGCCCUCUUCUAGAUUAGCAGGUUGACAAGAGUUCCCCGAGAUUAGAAGCCCUGAAGGAGCGGGCAUCCUCCCAGCUACCCCAGGAAUGUGGUCGUGAGGCAGAGCCCGCAGCUUUCAGAAGAAGAGUAGUCUUGGGCCAUGGCCCAGGUCAGCAUCAACAGUGACUACAGCGAGUGGGCUUCCAGCACUGAUGCUGGGGAGCGGGCCCGUUUGCUCCAAAGUCCCUGUGUGGAUGUGGUACCUAAGAGUGAGGGGGAGGCGUCUCCUGGAGAUCCAGACAGCGGCACCACUUCGACGCUUGGAGCCGUCUUCAUCGUCGUCAAUGCCUGCCUCGGUGCGGGUCUGCUCAACUUCCCAGCAGCCUUCAGCACCGCUGGGGGCGUGGCAGCUGGCAUCGCCCUGCAGAUGGGCAUGCUGGUUUUUAUCAUCAGUGGGCUGGUCAUUCUGGCCUACUGCUCUCAAGCCAGCAAUGAGAGGACCUACCAGGAGGUGGUGUGGGCCGUGUGUGGCAAGCUGACAGGUGUGCUGUGUGAGGUAGCCAUUGCGGUCUAUACCUUCGGAACCUGCAUCGCCUUCCUCAUCAUUAUUGGGGACCAGCAGGACAAGAUUAUAGCUGUGAUGUCGAAGGAGCCGGAUGGGGCCAGCGGCAGCCCCUGGUACACAGACCGCAAGUUCACCAUCAGUCUUACCGCCUUCCUCUUCAUCCUGCCCCUGUCCAUCCCCAAGGAGAUUGGCUUCCAGAAAUAUGCCAGGUUCGGAGGUCCCAACCCAGCCUGGGCCAGACAGAGACUCUGAUCAAAGGCAACCGGAGAGCCAUUUCUGCUUCCUGAGCGUCGUGGGCACCUGGUACGUCACCGCCAUUAUAAUCAUCAAAUACAUCUGGCCAGAUAAAGAGAUGCGCCCGGGGGACAUCUUGACUAGACCAGCGUCCUGGAUGGCUGUGUUCAACGCCAUGCCCACCAUCUGCUUUGGAUUUCAGUGUCAUGUGAGUAGUGUACCCGUCUUCAACAGCAUGCGGCAGCCCGAAGUAAAGACCUGGGGCGGAGUGGUGACGGCUGCCAUGGUCAUAGCUCUGGCUGUCUACAUGGGCACAGGCAUCUGUGGCUUCCUAACCUUUGGAGCUGCUGUGGACCCCGACGUGCUCCGGUCCUACCCCUCAGAGGACGUGGCUGUGGCCGUUGCCCGAGCCUUCAUCAUCCUGAGUGUGCUCACCUCCUAUCCAAUCUUGCACUUCUGUGGGCGGGCUGUGGUGGAAGGCCUGUGGCUGCGCUACAAGGGGAUGCCCGUGGAGGAGGAUGUGGGCCGGGAGCGCCGGCGCCGGGUCCUGCAGACGCUGGUGUGGUUCCUGCUGACCUUGCUACUGGCGCUCUUUAUCCCUGACAUUGGCAAGGUCAUCUCGGUCAUCGGAGGCCUGGCAGCCUGCUUCAUCUUCAUCUUCCCAGGGCUGUGCCUCAUUCAAGCCAAACUAUCAGAGAUGGAGGAGGUCAAACCUGCCAGCUGGUGGGCACUGGUCAGUUACGGAGUCCUUCUGGUCACAUUGGGAGCCUUCAUCUUCGGCCAGACCACAGCCAAUGCCAUUUUUGUGGAUCUCUUGGCCUGAACUCUGCUUCCCCAGAAACAUGAGGACCGAGCAUCGCUCAGAGCUGUGGAGCUGCCCAAGUCCCACGUCCCAUUCCAGCCAGUGAGAUGACAUGUGGACUCCUUUCCCCAUGGACAGUCAUGAGACAAUCAGCCGCAGAUCUGUGGACGGCUCCCGCCCAGCUGCCUUGCAUCCUGACCCCACGUUCUCAUGGAUGGAGGUCCCAUAUCACAGGAGCUUCUUCCCCUUUGCUCGGAUCUCCACUUCAAGCCUUUGGGACUUGAGGAUGGAGAGGGUCAGUGGGUCUCAGAAGAGAGAGUCUAUUCUGACUUCCCUCUGGAAAAAGAACAACAACAAAAAAAUGCAUCUGCAGAGGGCUGGCGUCCUCCGCGGAGCGUGGCAGGACUGUGCUCAGUACCUCGGGGUUUUGUGCCUGCCCAUGUCUCUCAGAAGCCAGUGACAACUUCUCCUGGGACCUGGCAACUUCCAAAGGAGCUGCUGACAUCAUAUAAAUGUCCAAAUUCCCCUCUUGGUCCCCUAUGAGUCUCUGGUAGCUUCGCAAGUCUUUGGGCUCCCUACUGUGACUUUGUCCAAACAAAGUGGUCCAUGUUGGGUUUGCUUCUGCUGUGUUCCCGGACAUCACCAAGUCUAAUGUUUACAAAGCCAGCCUGGCUUCGGAGCUAGGGGCUGCCAUGCCACGGUGCUCUGAGCACUCCUCCGUUAGCUCUUUAUGCAUGGGCAGAGGGUCUGUUGUCUUUUUCAGAUUCCAGAUAAGCCCGUCUUUUCAGAGGUUUAGGGUAGGAUCUUUUAGACCAUCCUUCCAGGCAGGGAUGCUCAAGGUCCGGGUGAAGUUCUGCCUCACUCCUCCAAGCCUGUCCUCUCUCUUCUCCCGCUAAACCCAGCCCCAGAACCCAGAAGGAGUUAGACUGGGGACCCUGGAUGUUUCCCUUCCUGUUUCCAUCUUUACCCAUCCCCACAUGGCCAUCCCUCUCCCCCAACCCUAUCUCUUCUCUUUCUUCAUUUGUGGGUUUUGUUAUUUGGUGGGGGGGGGGGGGGGUGUGGCGCCAGACCCUGUCACACCAGCUUGCCUGGCUCCACACGUCUGUCAAGCCUGGCCUCCAUGCCUGGGAAUCCUGCUGAAUCAUACCCACCCCAGGUGAGGUCAGCAUAGACACUUCUCUCUUGACUGCCUUAGCUUCGAACCUACCCCUGCUCACUUUUGUAAGUCCCAAGUACAGAAUUGGUCUUUAUAAAUCUAUUCUGUCUAAAACACUUAUCCUAGGAGUGAAAGGGACCCUUCCCAGCAGACUACCCCCUGCCCCCAACACAGGUCAGUCCUGUUGAGGCAGGAGGCUUAGCAUCCAGACUUGCUGAAUUGUUGUUCUCCCAUCCAUCCCUGGUACUUCUGGUCCCGCUACACUGUUUUCCCCUAGCCCCCCAACCCCCAUAAGCCUCCAAGUGCUGCCUUUCACAGUGACCAAUCACAGAGCUGGGCAUGGCUUAGAGACGUGCUAGCUGGGACAGUUGGCUAGAACCAGGCUUCAGCUUGUCCUCAGGACCCCCUUCCUCCGUCCCCUUUGCCCUCUGUAUCCAGUUUCUUGCUGGUUCUUUUCUACUCAAGCACACUUGGAGACGUGAGGAUGAUUAAUAAAGGGACUUACACUGCUAAA